This is a messenger RNA of Phialemonium atrogriseum, 4011 nucleotides long. Its product is annotated as SAICAR synthase-like protein. Gene Ontology annotation, cellular component: cytoplasm; nucleus. The record is from RefSeq and is a predicted model, not a curated record. Gene Ontology annotation, molecular function: inositol hexakisphosphate kinase activity. The transcript has 2 exons. Gene Ontology annotation, biological process: inositol phosphate biosynthetic process; phosphatidylinositol phosphate biosynthetic process. The coding region runs from base 1 to 4011 and encodes 1336 amino acids. Lineage: Eukaryota; Fungi; Ascomycota; Sordariomycetes; Cephalothecales; Cephalothecaceae.
AUGUCCAACCCGCCUGCUCAGCCCGAAAAUGCCGCACCUGUUGCACCGGUGAGCCCAGCGCACCCUGCCAAGCUCCUGUCUGCUCCAGAAGCUUCGCCAUCCCCCCCUGCUGCACCGUCCGGCCGGGCAGACCUGCCCGGCCCGCCUGUACAUGAGACCGCUCCCGCCUCUUCUGAUUCUCAGGCCUCCCAAGCCCGACCUCGAGGCGCGAACCAUGCAGAGCAGAAUAAAUGGUCUCGGGGACCUGUUCCUCUGCAGAGACCCGAGGGCCCUUCCUUGCUAACCCAGGCUCUUGCUACAGCCCGUGCAACGUCUUCCCCCUCUCAAGCAAAACCCUCGCAACCCACACAGGAUCCUUCGCGGGAUCUCUCUGACUCCAAUCGUGCCCACCCGACAACACAACAAAGGCCGGCCACUGUCCAAACAUCUCAACAUGUCGCCGAUGCCUAUGACGCCUCCCCAUAUCAAAGUGAUGGCGAUUCCCUAACGCCACGCGGUUCUCCUCGGACUGCCUCAAUGGCUACUUCCACCGCUCCUGUCACGCGCCGUUAUUCAUCCGCCGAUAGCGGUCGAACCCCUCCUCAUCCUCCUCUCAAAAUGUUGGAUUUCCGACAAGUUGGCACAAUGUUGAGGAAUCAUGGCGACUUCCUCAGCAGGGCCAAUGGGCGAGACACGACUACGAAUGCUGGCGACAAGUUCAAUAAGGAACAGGAUUUGCGCUGGCCCCGACCGUUUGCCAUCGUUUCCGAGGGAAUGAGCGGCGUUAUUUCGGGCCCCUUCCCGGAGCAGGCUAAUAGCCAACGCGGCGCGGCUUUCGAUGAGAAUACUACAGCUGAUCAGUCGUCACAUGGCCGAGCACGGAAGCUGGAUCACCGAGUAUCCCUGGGGCCGGAGAAGGCAUGGUCGAUCGGAACCGGCGAAUCAAACAGUAGACAGGACGGACAGGUCGAGAAGUCGAUCACUGAAGUACUGGCCGGCGUCGAGCCCAAUACUCGCAGCCGAAAAGCAAGCCACAGCUUGCGGUUCUUCAAAGAAGGCCUCCCGGAAGAGAAAGGAAAGCGAAAGGAGCCGCGGACCAGAGCCCAUUCGCGCGAGAGGCCAUCUCCAACUGCCGAGAAACCCAACUCCACCGAGAUAAGACGGCCACCCGUGGCUGAGGAGGUUGUUUCGGGAGAUGUGCAGGCUGCAAGGCGGCCUAUCGAAGUACCACCGUCGGGAACGAGUCGCGCGACCCGCACCCACCCUGGGGCUGCUCGGUCACCUGGUCCGCCUCCAAUUAGCGAGUCUCCCGAGGAUUAUUUCCUGUUACAAGCCAAGGAUGAGCAGAGGGACGAGUCGAAGGAGGUCCCGUCCGAGGUCGCUCUGCCUAGUUCGGAACCCCUAAGUCCUGGGUCGAAGAGAUCUACGAUCACGGCCGAGGAUGUGCUGGCCCGCGAACCAGAUAGCAGACGGAACUUGGGUGACAGCACCGAAGCUGGAGAAUGUGUCGAAGACGGAGAGGAUUCCGGGGAAGAAAAAAUCUCAUCGGCAGUCUUCUUGCCACACCAAAGACUCGAAGAGGCCCCCGAAGUUCCCGUUUCCGGACCGCCAAGAUUGGCGCCCGGAUCACGAACCAAGUCUCGUGCAGAGGAUUUCCACCCGUGGCUUGUCAAAGCAGAUGAUCCCGAGGUCGAUGAUCAGAGAGCGGAGGGCGAUGACUAUGAUGCUAGCGCCAAGCCGAAAUUUGACGAACCUACUCUCCCUUCAAAGGAGCCGAGCAGCCGUGCAGUUGACGAGGUACCUGCUCUCGUGGAGGAGCCCGAGCCGGUAUUGCAGCUCUACGAAGAUCAUCAUGUCCAUGAACACCAGCUUACCCCAAAGCAGCCGCUGGAAGCCAUCGAACUUAUCCCCUAUAAACACCAAGUUGGCGGCCAUACAACCAUAUGGCGGUUUUCCAAGCGAGCCGUCUGCAAACAGCUAAACAACCGGGAGAACGAAUUCUACGAGACGGUGGAGAAAUACCACCGGGAUCUUCUCGCCUUCCUGCCCAGGUAUAUCGGCGUGCUGAAUGUAACGUUUCAAAAACGAAACCGGCGCAAGUCCACGGCAAGGCGAGAUGAGCAAGCUACUCAAGAACGCAAGCAACUCGAAGAGGGUGGUGCAGGUGCCGACCUGAAGAGUAGUGGUGGCCAAGCUGAACCCAUGGACAUUGGGGUGGAGAUGCCAAAGAUGCAGAACGGGCACACUAGAGUAAUCAGCCAGUCUCUUCAAUCAACCCAACUUCCGGUGCCGACCGUCACCUUUGUUGACAACCAACACAUUCUGCCGCGGAAUCUGCUGCAGCCAUCUCAGCCCGGACUCAGCAUCGUUAAGCGAUUCAGGAGCACCUCUGCGUCUGUUCAGGAGAUGCAGUCAAACAGAAAGGGGGAUCACAUCUCGGGCAACGGGAGAAUCUCAGCAGUGCGGCCAUCCCUAGAAGAACGUCACGCCAACAGCUGGGGCGCAACAACGGUCAACAAGAGGCUGCGGAACGAGGUUUUCAACGAUGCUUUCCUGAAAAAUCCGAUUACCAUUCAGAGGCACCGCAGAGCCCACCACCGAUCUCUUCCCCGCCGGGCUAUACCACAUGCAACGCGGCCAGCUGCCACGAAACCAGUUCCAAUCAAUGCUCGAGAUUCGAGCGCUCACGCGACAGAUGACCAUUACCAACGACAAGGAAAUCCCCAGAACACCCAAAACUCACAGAAUUGCCAGAACGGUACCGGUCCGUCCCACACCCCAAAGGAUGCCGGCCAACAAGUGCCCCCUUGCGAACAGCACGAGGAGGAAGGAGAAGAAGAAGAAGCCGUGAAGGACGUUACAGGCACGAGCGCCCCCGAGCCAGAACUUCCCGUGGCUAGCCCGCCGUCACAGAGGCGGAAACGCCGUCACUCUGGGAGCGCCCUUCGAAGAAAGCCAAAAGACUUCAGGGAAUCCCGCGGGGAUCUGGUGUACUUUGAGGAGGCCGAUGAGGCAGGGUAUAAGGGAGACAACGAGCAGGGCACCGGGGCAGCAUCCCAAAGUGGAUCGGCUCCUGACAAGCGCCCGUCGGACGAAAACAGCCUAGUCCAUCACAGCGAAGCGGCAGGUCAACCGGAUAUCCCGUCAGCCAUGGCCUCCUCAGCCACCAGUCCCACUGCAGAGUUCAAGAUACCACGCCCGAUCAACCCCAAAGAAGCACAGACGCAGCGCGACUCCUGGGUUGAGUACUUCCUUCUGCUCGAAGAUCUCACGGCCGGGAUGAAGCGGCCAUGCAUCAUGGACCUCAAGAUGGGCACGAGGCAAUAUGGCGUAGACGCAAAUCCCAACAAGCAGAAGUCGCAGCAGGGGAAGUGUGCCAAGACCACCUCGCGCAAGCUCGGUGUCCGCGUGUGCGGCCUGCAGGUGUGGGACGUGAAGACGCAGAGCUAUAUCUUCCAGGACAAGUAUUUCGGCCGGGACCUAAAGGCCGGGCAGGAAUUCCAAGACGCGCUCACGCGGUUCCUCUACGACGGCGUCGAGCUAUCAAGCAUCCUGCGCCACAUCCCCACGGUGCUCCAGAAGAUCGACGAGCUGGAGGUGAUCAUCCGGCGGCUCCGCGGCUACCGGUUCUACGCGGCGAGCCUGCUCAUGUUCUACGACGGCGACGUGUCGGGCGACGGCAACGACACGGCGGCCGACGACUACUCGACCACCGACUUCGCCACCGACACCGAGGAGCCGCACCAGGCGGCGCAGCGCCGGGCGAACAAGGGGCAGAUCGACUUCAAAAUGGCCGACUUUGCCAACAGCGUGACGGCGGGGGAGCUGUCGAGGGACAAGCCGUGCCCGCCGCAGCACCCGGAUGAGCCCGACCGCGGCUUCCUCAUGGGGCUGCGGAGCCUGAGGAAGUACUUCCUCCGGAUCCAGCGGGACACGAGGGCCGAGCUCGGCCUCGGCAGCCGGGUGCGCAACGGGCUGCCCGACGACAUCGACCUGGACGUGUCGGAGGACGAGGGGGGCGUCAGCGAGUGA